Messenger RNA from Pseudomassariella vexata, 857 nucleotides. RefSeq lists its product as uncharacterized. The transcript has 4 exons. The record is from RefSeq and is a predicted model, not a curated record. Bases 1 to 705 code for a protein of 234 amino acids. NCBI's taxonomy places the organism in Eukaryota, Fungi, Ascomycota, Sordariomycetes, Amphisphaeriales, Pseudomassariaceae.
AUGUCUUUUGGGGUCGAAGUCUGGGUCAAUGAAGAUGGCAACCUUAGUCGAUGGGCGCGGGCCGGCUCCGGGUGGGAUGACAAGUGCCUGGUGGCUCUCGAUAACCCACCUGCUAGGCUAGCUACGGCCAGUGCUGAACCCAUUGGGCAAUGCUACCUACGGGGGAACAGGGGGUGCCGCAGAUUGGCCCUGGCGAAAAUGGCAACAAAUGGACCAUCACCAGCAGACACGAAAGCGUUCAAUCCAUACGCUUCGUCCUCAGGGAAUCUCAUUGGCGACUCGAGGAACAGUCGAAGGCAGCUUCCACGGAUGGCCGCUGCACAGCGAUUCUGCAGUUGGCGGGAGACAAGUUUGAAGAGGGGGAGAGGGGGAGGGGGAGGGGGGUGUUUGCAGGUUGCGGCUUGCUUGUCAAGCACUGACAACUUUGAGCAAGCAACGAUCAAUUGGAUUAUGAUGCCUGGGGUAUCUCACCGAGUCGGCGAAUGGACGGCACCGACUACCCUCCCUCCAGUGCAGCGUAGCCCCCGUGUAGCCCCCAGCUCGAGGAGUUGGCAGCACUCGUCAGAUGCUAGGAUCGGGCACGAUGCGGUAGGAGCCAAGAUCCCCCAGCUCACACCCCCCGACUCGUGCAAGGAAGGCAGCUCGCCCGCAUUCCGACUUCAAGGUGGCUCUCGCAUACCCAUGAAGAAAAGCCAGGGUAUAUGAAAUGACCCAUCAUCAUGCCGUACAGUUGAGCAUUGGCGACUUGCAACGAUACAAGAACCAACGCAUGUUGUGUUCGCGAGUGACAGUAGAGAGGUUGAAUGGAAACAAUUCAAGUGGCUCAUCCAAAGCACCAACUGCAUGGAAUGCCAGCC